Messenger RNA from Closterium sp. NIES-65, 3246 nucleotides. Lineage: Eukaryota; Viridiplantae; Streptophyta; Zygnematophyceae; Desmidiales; Closteriaceae. The record is from the annotation of a GenBank genome assembly.
AUGGACGUGGACGUGGACGUGGUUGUGGACGUGGACGUGGAGGACGUGGCCGUGGACGUGGACGUGGAGGACGUGGACGUGGACAUGGACGUGGACGUGGACGUGGACGUGGACGUGGACCUGGACGUGGACAUGGACGUGGACGUGGACGUGGACGUGGACGUACACGUGGACGUGGACGUGGACGUGGACGUACACGUGGACGUGGACGUGGACAUGGACGUGGACGUGGACGUGGACGUGGACGUGGACGUGGACGUGGACAUGGACGUGGUUGUGGACGUGGACGUGGAGGACGUGGACGUGGACGUGGACGUGGAGGACGUAGACGUGGACAUGGACGUGGACGUGGACGUGGACGUGGACGUGGACAUGGACGGACGUGGACGUGGACGUGGACGCGGACGUGGAGAUGGACGUGGACGUGGACGCGUGGACGUGGACGUGGACGUGGACGCGGACAUGGACGUGGACGUGGACGUUGUCGUGGUCGUGGACGUGGACGUGGACGUGGACAUGGUCGUGGACGUGGACGUGAACGUGGACGUGGACGUGGACGUGGACGUGGACAUGGACGUGGACGUGGACGUGGACGUACACGUGGACGUGGACGUACACGUGGACGUGGACGUGGACGUGGACGUGGACGUGGACCUGGACGUGGACGUGGACGUGGACGUGGACGUGGACGUGGACGUGGAGAUGGACGUGGACGUGGACAUGGACGUGGACGUGGACAUGGACGUGGACGUGGACGUGGACGUGGACGUGGACUUGGACGUGGACGUGGACGUGGACGUGGACGUGGACGUGGAGGUGGACAUGGUCGUGGAGGUGGACGUGGACGUGGACGUGGACCUGGUCGUGGACGUGGACGUGGACGUGGACUUGGACGUGGACGUGGACGUGGACUUGGACGUGGACGUGGACGUAGACGUGGACGUGGACGUGGACGUGGACGUGGUCGUGGAGGUGGACGUGGACGUGGACGUGGACGUGGUCGUGGACGUGGACGUGGACGUGGACGUGGACGUGGACGUAGACGUGGACGUGGACGUGGACGUGGACGUGGACGUGGACGUACACGUGGACGUGAACGUGGACGUGGACGUGGACGUGGACAUGGACGUGGACGUGGACGUGGACGUGGAGAUGGACGUGGACAUGGACGUGGACGUAAACGUUGACGUAGACGUGGACGUGGACGUGCACGUGGACCUGGACGUGGACGUGGACGUGGACGUGGACGUGGACUUGGACGUGGACGUGGACGUGGACGUGGACAUGGACGUGAACGUGGACGUGGUCGUGGCUGUGGACGUGGACGUGGACGUGGACGUGGUCGUGGACGUGGACGUGGACGAGGACGUGGACGUGGAGGUGGACGUGGACGUGGACGUGGUCGUGGACGUGGACGUGGACGUGGUCGAGGACGUGGACGUGGACGUGGACGUGGACGUGGACAUGGACGUGGACGUGGACGUGGACGUGGACGUGGACGUGGACAUGGACGUGGACGUGGACGUGGACGUGGACGUGGACCUGGACGUGGACGUGGACGUGGACGUGGAGGACGUGGACGUGGACGUGGACGUGGAGGACGUGGACAUGGACAUGGACGUGGACGUGGACGUGGACGUGGACAUGGACGUGGACGUGGACAUGGACGUGGAUAUGGACGUGGACAUGGACGUGGACGUGGACGUGGACGUGGACGUGGACGUGGUCGUGGACGUGGACGUGGACGUGGACAUGGACGUGGACGUGGACGUGGACGUGGAGGUGGACGUGGACGUGGACAUAGACGUGGUCGUGGACGUGGACGUGGACGUGGUCCUGGACGUGGACGUGGACGUGGACGUGGACAUGGACGUGGACGUGGACGUGGUCGUGGUCGUGGACGUGGACGUGGACGUGGAGAUGGACGUGGACGUGGACGUGGACGUGGACGUGGAGAUGGACGUGGACGUGGACGUGGACGUGGACGUGGACGUGGACGUGGACGUGGACGUGGUCGUGGACGUGGACGUGGACGUGGACGUGGUCGUGGACGUGGACGUGGACUUGGACGUGGUCGUGGACGUGGACGUGGACUUGGACGUGGUCGUGGACGUGGUCGUGGACGUGGACAUGGUCGUGGACGUGGACGUGGACGUGGACGUGGACGUGGACUUGGACGUGGACGUGGACGGGGACGUGGACAUGGACGUGGACGUGGACUUGGACGUGGACGUGGACGUGGACGUGGACGUGGACAUGGUCGUGGUCGUGGACGUGAACGUGGACGUGGACGUGGACGUGGACAUGGUCAUGGACGUGGACGUGGACGUGGACGUGGACGUGGACGUCGACAUGGUCGUGGACGUGGACGUGGACGUGGACGUGGACAUGGUCGUGGACGUGGACCUGGUCGUGGACGUGGACGUGGACGUGGACAUGGACGCGGACGUGGACGCGGACGUGGACGUGGACGCGGACAUGGACGUGGACGUGGACGUGGACGUGGACGUGGACAUGGACGUGGACGUGGACCUGGUCGUGAACGUGGACGUGGACGUGGACGUGGACGUGGACAUGGUCGUGGACGUGGACGUGGAGGUGGACAUGGUCGUGGACGUGGACGUGGAGGACUUGGACGUGGAGAUGGACGUGGACUUGGACGUGGACUUGGACGUGGACGUGGACGUGGACCUGGUCGUGGACGUGGACGUGGACCUGGUCGUGGACGUGGACGUGGACGUGGACGUGGACCUGGUCGUGGACGUGGACGUGGACGUGGACGUGGACGUGGACGUGGACGUGGAGAUGGACGUGGACGUGGACGUGGACAUGGACGUGGACGUGGACGUGGACGUGAACGUGGACGUGGACGUGGACGUGGACGUGAACGUGGACGUGGACGUGGACGUGGACGUGGACGUGGACUUGGACGUGGUCGUGGACGUGGACGUGGACUUGGACGUGGUCGUGGACGUGGUCGUGGACGUGGACAUGGUCGUGGACGUGGACGUGGACGUGGACGUGGACGUGGACGUGGACGUGGACGUGGACUUGGACGUGGACGUGGACGUGGACGUGGACGUGGACGUGGACUUGGACGUGGACGUGGACGUGGACGUGGACAUGGACGUGGACGUGGACAUGGUCGUGGACGUGGACGUGGACGUGGACGUGGACAUGGUCGCAAGCUCCUGGACCAGGCAAGCUCGUGGACCAGGCAUGCUCCUGGACCAGGCAAGAUCCUAG